Molecule: messenger RNA, 1641 nt
Organism: Xenopus tropicalis (tropical clawed frog)
Lineage: Eukaryota; Metazoa; Chordata; Amphibia; Anura; Pipidae
Product: MGC108429 protein
Exons: 7
Coding region: 311-1318 (335 amino acids)
Biological process (GO): magnesium ion transport; magnesium ion transmembrane transport
Cellular component (GO): membrane
Molecular function (GO): magnesium ion transmembrane transporter activity
Source: RefSeq, a predicted model, not a curated record
ACCUCCAAAAUCUCUGAAUUGCGCCUCCCCCUUCUAGUAUUAAUUUUGCACUUGAAUUUGGACAAUGUAUGUCCUGAAAUGGACACCGUACUUGGAGUUCGCUAACCAAUUGGGUACCCAGCCAAAGUCUCUCACAAAUGAUUGCAGAGAAUACGGAAGCUCGAAAUAGAAAUGAGAGUAGCAAGUGAUGCUAUGUAUGUGUUACCGAUAGGGGUGGUAGGGUCAGUCCCCGGAGAGUGUGUACUGUGGAACGGGCGGCUCUGCUAAGCGGUGGGUUUCUCCCUGCACCCUGUAAGUGAGAGGAGUUCAUAUGGAGACUACUGGAAACCGCUAUGACUUCUACAUUGGACUGGCUCUAGCUCUUUCCUCCAGCAUUUUCAUUGGGAGCAGCUUUAUUCUGAAAAAGAAGGGUCUCCUCAAACUCUGCAGUCGAGGACAACUCAGGGCAGGACAUGGAGGGCAUGCUUACCUCAAGGAGUGGCUGUGGUGGGCUGGUCUCUUGUCAAUGGGACUGGGUGAAGCUGCUAACUUUGCUGCAUAUAUAUUUGCUCCUGCCACACUGGUGACUCCCCUGGGAGGAUUGAGCGUGUUGGUGAGCGCGGUCCUUUCUUCUUAUUUUCUUAAUGAGUAUUUAACCUCUCCUGCUAAGACUGGGUGUGCUCUGAGUAUUUUGGGCUCCACUAUUAUGGUUCUCCAUGCACCUCAGGAAGAGGAGGUAUCAACACUGAGUGACAUGGAAGUAAAACUGAAACAGCCAGGUUUCCUGGCCUUUGUUUCCUGUGUGCUCCUGUUUUCAUUCCUCCUUGCCCUGCUGGCUGCCCCCCGCUGGGGUCACAGUUAUGUGCUAGUGUAUGUACUUAUCUGUUCCCUUGUGGGAUCCCUUUCGGUGGCAUGUGUGAAGGGGCUAGGUAUAGCCAUCCGUGGUCUCUUCUCUGGACUGCCAGUGUUUAAGGAUCCACUUGGAUGGGUGUUACUGCUGUGCCUGUGCAUCUGCAUCAGUGUCCAAAUCCACUAUCUCAACAGAGCCCUGGAUGUGUUUACAGCCUCUCUGGUGACACCUAUCUAUUAUGUGCUCUUCACAUCCUCUGUUCUUGCUUGUUCUGCCAUCCUGUUCCAAGAGUGGCAACACCUGAGUGCUGGCAGUGUGGUGGGGACAGUCAGUGGCUUUGUUACCAUUGUAUUGGGUGUAUUCUUGCUCCAUGCUUACCGGGAUCUACCCCUGCCCCUCGCACUGCUCCCUCUCUACCUCAGAGACGGGGUGAGGAGAGGCACAUUGGAUUGGCAGGAGGUCUCCUCCCUCCGUGACGAGAGUGAAUAAAGCCCUAAAGCUAUUCAAGCCAUCUUUACUAGCUAAUACUAAAGCUAUGUGGUUUUCCUGCUUUGACUGAUGUAACCUUCAGUGCCAUUUCUGAGGAAGGAAUACAAACCCUUGCUGUUGGUUCCUUUAUGGAAUGUUUUUGUUACAUUGCCACAAUUGUGACAGAUAUAUAAUUCCCUCCAUGUUCUUGUAUGGCACUUUCAAAGAUAUUUUUUUAAGGUUUAUUUCUAUUAAAAUGUCUAAUUCUUGUUUCCUUUUUUAGGCUCCUUUCUGAAGCUAUAAUUAUAUUGUUAGUGCCAAUUAAAAUGGUAUAUUCUUCUGUA